Molecule: messenger RNA, 3363 nt
Organism: Oncorhynchus kisutch (coho salmon)
Lineage: Eukaryota; Metazoa; Chordata; Actinopteri; Salmoniformes; Salmonidae
Product: ribose-phosphate pyrophosphokinase 2
Exons: 6
Coding region: 612-1814 (400 amino acids)
Biological process (GO): 5-phosphoribose 1-diphosphate biosynthetic process; purine nucleotide biosynthetic process
Cellular component (GO): ribose phosphate diphosphokinase complex; cytoplasm
Molecular function (GO): magnesium ion binding; ATP binding; ribose phosphate diphosphokinase activity
Source: RefSeq, a predicted model, not a curated record
UGCAAACACUGUUCUCACUUCCUUUUCAGUUUUAGGUGUCCUGUCGUGCUGAUCUGCUAUGCGUGGGCUACAGCGAUAAUAAGUUAACUUGUUAGCUAACUUGCCCCUUGAGGGAUAAUUGUUGCAUCCAAAAUCUCCUACUCACAUUACCAAAUUGCACAUAAAUAUUUAGGACAUGCCAAACAUCGUGCUUUUCAGCGGGAGCUCCCACCAAGACCUGUCACAAAAAGUGGCUGAUCGCCUCGGACUGGAAUUGGGGAAAGUGAUAACGAAGAAAUUCUCCAACCAAGAAACAUGCGUGGAGAUCGGGGAGAGCGUGCGCGGCGAGGACGUCUACAUUGUGCAGAGCGGCUGCGGCGAGAUCAACGACAACCUGAUGGAGCUGCUGAUCAUGAUCAACGCGUGCAAGAUCGCCUCAUCGUCCCGCGUCACCGCUGUCAUCCCCUGCUUCCCCUACGCCCGGCAGGACAAAAAAGACAAGAGUCGUGCUCCUAUCUCAGCCAAGCUGGUGGCCAACAUGCUGUCUGUAGCCGGCGCCGACCACAUCAUCACAAUGGACCUCCACGCCUCGCAGAUCCAGGGAUUCUUCGACAUCGCCGUGGACAACCUGUAUGCGGAGCCCGCGGUCCUCCAGUGGAUCCGGGAGAACAUUCCAGAGUGGAAGAACAGCUGCAUUGUGUCCCCUGACGCUGGAGGAGCCAAACGGUAAUAACCAAUUCCAUGUGGCAGGGUCACAUGAACUGGAUACGGCUGGUCCUGAGGUCUUCAACAAUGUGGCAGGGUCACAUGUACCGGAUACAGCUGGUCCUGAGGUCUUCAACAAUGUGGCAGGGUCACAUGGACCGGAUACAGCUGGUCCUGAGGUCUUCAACAAUGUGGCAGGGUCACAUGUACCGGAUACAGCUGGUCCUGAGGUCUUCAACAAUGUGGCAGGGUCACGUGUACCGGAUACAGCUGGUCCUGAGGUCUUCAACAAUGUGGCAGGGUCACAUGUACCGGAUACAGCUGGUCCUGAGGUCUUCAACAAUGUGGCAGGGUCACAUGUACCGGAUACAGCUGGUCCUGAGGUCUUCAACAAUGUGGCAGGGUCACAUGUACCGGAUACAGCUGGUCCUGAGGUCUUCAACAAUGUGGCAGGUUCACAUGUACCGGAUACAGCUGGUCCUGAGGUCUUCAACAAUGUGGCAAAGCGACGGGGAAGAAGUGUUUGGACCCGAUCAUCUCUCCCUCGUUUAACUCUUUUCAUUGGGUGUUUCUUUGUACCUGUCCAUCUUCGAGACUUAUGCCUGACUUCCGGGGGUCAUGCGAAUGUGGUGCUAUUUCAGCUGAGCGCUGACAUGCACAUCUCAUAUUUCUUAUAUCUUUGUUUUAAUUUCCUUGUAUCCAGAGUGACCUCCAUCGCUGACCGUCUGAAUGUGGAGUUUGCCCUCAUCCACAAAGAGAGGAAGAAGGCCAACGAGGUGGACCGCAUGGUCCUGGUCGGAGACGUGAAGGACCGCGUGGCCAUCCUGGUCGACGACAUGGCCGACACCUGCGGUACCAUCUGCAAAGCUGCUGAGAAAUUGAUUGAUGCCGGUGCGAUCAAGGUCUAUGCUAUCCUCACGCACGGCAUAUUUUCCGGUCCGGCCAUCGCGCGCAUCAACGACGCUCCCUUCGAGGCCGUGGUGGUCACCAACACCAUCCCCCAGGAGGAGAAGAUGAAGUCUUGCCCAAAGAUACAGAUCAUAGAUAUAGCCAUGAUCCUGGCCGAGGCGAUCAGGAGAACCCACAAUGGCGAGUCGGUGUCCUACCUCUUCAGCCACGUGCCCUUAUAAAGGAUGGUCACAAGGAAGAGGUCACAAUGGCUAAUUUAGGCCGUUUCUCUCCUCGUGGUCCAAUCAGCUUGCACCUUCAGUGGCCACGCCCUCCCGGAAGUCCUUAAACCCUGACGGUUUGGGCCAAUUACACGUGAACGGUUCCUAAAGGCCACGCCCACUUUCCCAGCUCCGUUGUUCCGUGUGGAAACCCAAGAAAGAGUAUCACCUCUUUGAGACCAGCAAGUUUCUAUUUAUGCAUAAUACCAUGUUAAGAUUUCCUUAUUGUGUUUGUUUUCAUUAUCAUGCUUUGCCGGCCAAAGGAUCUGGCUGUCAUUUUAACCAAAGGUCCAUUGCCUAACGAUGUUCCUGUUUGUACCUCAUUUUUUGUCCAUUUCACUAUAAAUGAAAGCAUUCCAUUGUGUGAUGUCACUUCUUGAGUCAUCUGACUGUUCUAACCAGCUCCGUGGGGAAUCUGCAACGCUGCUGGUUUUAGAGGCACCUUUGUUUCAUCAAUACACGCCGAUUACGAAAUACCAGGGUCCUAUUCACUAGACUCAAAACGGUAGCAAACGGGGAGGGACUAUCUAUCCGAUGUUUUGCUACGGUGUGUGCUAAUCUAUGCCACCCAGGGUUGUUUAGUCAUCAACAGCUGAUUUUUAAUUCCUUUAACCAGCAACAUUUGGUUAGUGUUCAGUUUUUCUUUCUCCGAAAGAUCCAGAGUAGAGGCUGUAUUUGUUCAACCAGCAGAUACCUACGUAAUGUCUAUAAGCGUCUAGAAUUGUCUCCUUAAAGUCCCAAAAUUGUAUAAUGGAAUUCAACUUGCGAUAUGAGAGAGAAUUGUCGUAAGCAUUUCCACAUGUUCUGACGUUCUAGUUAAAACACUCUACUUUAGUGCCACGUAACAAGGCCAAAUCUGAUUUGCCAUUUUACUUUCCUUCAUUUAGUAUGCACCUGGUGGUGCACUCUAGUGACGGACUGGUGUCAUUGCAGGGCCUCAUGCUCACCUUUGUAUUUCUGAUCACAUUUGCUCCAUUAAAUCUUGAAAUUGCUAAUUUACUAAAACUCCAACACCAUUUCUAAACUUUUGAAAAACUGGGCAGCAAGAGAUAUCUGAUAGGAUUUCUGCGAUAGGAUUAAAUUAAUAGAAGGGGUAUCCACAUUCAAGUCAAUGAUUACAAUCGCUCUAUUUAUAUACAUUUAAUUCGAUCCGAUAACUUAGAGGGACUGUACCCAGUUUCUCCAUCGGGUGUAUCCAUUUUUUCAAAGGGUGAUUGGUCAAACACCCUCGCCCAAAAGGUCACGAAUUUCAAAGUUCUACUUUCCCCAUGUCUUAAGUGUUAUUUCCCCCCCCCCCAAUUACUUGUAGCGUAAGUUCUAAUGUAGGAGGGUAACUCCUCAGGGUUCGUUUUCCCCUGUUGUAUGCUGAGUGUGCUCCAAAGGCUGUGUUCAGAAUGAUUUCGCGGAUUGGUUGAAAACUGCUGGUGGACAGGCAGCCACACAUUCGUUUUUUUUUGUUUUUUACGCCACCAGGGUUUUCAUUGACAAUAAACUUUGACAGUGACAUCUA